Molecule: messenger RNA, 954 nt
Organism: Mytilus californianus (California mussel)
Lineage: Eukaryota; Metazoa; Mollusca; Bivalvia; Mytilida; Mytilidae
Exons: 1
Coding region: 1-954 (317 amino acids)
Source: RefSeq, a predicted model, not a curated record
AUGGUAGACGAGUUGUAUUUUGCUGAGCCUGAGGGUUACGAUGAGAGCCAGGGUGCAGACCCUGAAGGAGUUUAUGAUAAAAAUAAUAAUCAUGACAAUAAUGAUCAUGUUGUAGAUGCUGAGGUUGCAGAACCUCCAGCUAAAAAAAAAACUGUUGACAAAGAGGGUGAAAAUGUUUUUAAAGCUGCUGCACAAGCUUACAGGUCUAAAGAUAAUGUAGAUACAAGUGUAGAUGACACAUUAGCUGAUACUUUUAAUGAAUUUUUCCGUGAGGGAAUUUCUGAUGAAAAAUACAAUGAACUGAUGAAAUCAGUGGCUAGACCAGAGAAUUGUGUUUCUCUUACAAGAACUAGAGUUAAUCAGCUUAUUUGGGAUUUACUCUCUCCUCAAACUAGGUCCUUUGACUCAGUUAUACAACAGCAUCAAAAAACUGUUGUAAAAGCAUCUUGUAACAUUACAAAAUUGUUAAACAUGUUGUGUAAGCUAAAACCUGACUUGGGUGACAAUUGUCAACAAGAAAUUCAGUCUUGCAUAGAUUUGGUGAUUGAUUUGUUAGCUUUACUGUCACAAUAUAACAAGAUGACGAAUGUAAAGAGAAAGGAAUAUCAAAGAUUUGAUUUAAGUCCUGAAUAUCAUCACUCGAGUUCACCCUCAAUUCCUUUCACUGACAUGCUUUAUGGUGACAAUGUCCAUCAAAAGUCAAAAGAAAUUCAAGAUAUGAACAGACUUAGUCGUAAUUUAAAUAAUAACAAUUAUGCAAGAGGUAGAGGAAAUGGUUUUUCUCGAGGCGGUAGUUUUGGUAGAGGACGAGGUUUUGGUAGAGGCCGUGUAGGCUCUCGUCGUGGUGGAUACAGAGGUGGUCGUGGUCGUAGUUUCGGUGGUAGAGGCCAGUAUUCAAAUGAUCAAGGUGCUUCAAAAAACUUGAGAGGUGUUCCAAGUUUCCUGAGGAAGUAA